AUGGGCCGUGUCAUACGCGCUCAACGUAAAGGUGGCAGUGCAAUUUUCAAAUCACGAACCUUCCAUCGAAAAGGUGCAGCAAAAUUACGUUCGAUUGAUUAUGCUGAAAGACAGGGAUACCUACGUGGAGUCAUAAAAGAUAUUAUUCACGACCCUGGGCGUGGAGCUCCACUUGCCGUUGUACAUUUUCGUGAUCCAUAUCGUUAUAAAAAACGAAAAGAACUCGUUGUUGCCGCGGAAGGAAUGUAUACUGGGCAAUUUAUCUAUUGUGGAAAAAAGGCUGCAUUAACCAUUGGUAAUGUAAUGCCAGUUGGCGCUAUGCCCGAAGGAACUGUGAUUUGCCAAGUAGAAGAACGAACGGGUGACCGUGGCAAAUUAGCUAAAGCAUCAGGAAAUUAUGCUACAAUUGUCUCACAUAACCCAGAAGCAAAAAAAACAAAAGUCAAAUUACCAUCAGGCGCAAAAAAGACACUAUCAUCUUCAAAUCGUGCGAUGGUUGGAAUUGUUGCUGGUGGGGGUCGUAUUGAUAAACCAAUGUUGAAAGCAGGACGUUCAUUUCACAAAUUCAAAUCGAAACGAAAAUCAUGGCCGAAAGUUCGUGGUGUUUGCAUGAAUCCUGUUGACCAUCCAUUCGGUGGUGGUAACCAUCAACACAUUGGAAAACCAUCCACAGUUAGCAGAUACGCACCACCUGGUAGAAAGGUUGGUUUGAUUGCAGCCAGACGUACUGGUCGUAUUCGUGGUACAGUACAAACAAAAGAAGAAUAA
This is a messenger RNA of Didymodactylos carnosus, 768 nucleotides long. Lineage: Eukaryota; Metazoa; Rotifera; Eurotatoria; Philodinida; Philodinidae. The record is from the annotation of a GenBank genome assembly.